This is a messenger RNA of Dendronephthya gigantea, 1623 nucleotides long. RefSeq lists its product as uncharacterized. The record is from RefSeq and is a predicted model, not a curated record. The transcript has 4 exons. Bases 1 to 1623 code for a protein of 540 amino acids. NCBI's taxonomy places the organism in Eukaryota, Metazoa, Cnidaria, Anthozoa, Malacalcyonacea, Nephtheidae.
AUGGUUGGUUAUAAGAACAAAAACAUUUAUAAGAAAAAAAGAAAAGGAAAACCAUUUUCUGGAAGGCAGAGAUACACAGAUAACUCAAGCAUGAGUGAGUCUACUGAUGGCGGUGAUUCAGCGAGAUCAAGUACAACCCCACCAAAUUCAGAACCUAAUCUGGAAGUGGAAUCAACCAGGCUUUUGAGCGCAUCCAGAAGAAAACUAAACCUGUCAAAAGAAGCAGAAACAUCAGCUUUGGAGGCUUCCCAAGAUAUAGAUCAUGCUGGACAAGGCUAUCGCCUUAUUGAUAUAAAUAAGCUGUCAUCAAGCAUUUCAAAAGCACAUGUUUGUGACGCAGGACACUUGGUUAUUCACGAAGAUAUUGCUGGAAAAAGAGGACUAAUGCCUGAUCUCAAAGCAAAAUGUAGUUCGUGUGAAGAGGAAGUCACUUUAGAGACGUCCUCUAAGCUCUCUAUAAAUGGAAACAGUGCUAAUGUAAACCGACGUGCAGUGUACCAUUCUGUGGAAUCAGGGGGUGGUUAUGAAGGUCUUGCAUCUUUUUGUGGGAUGAACAUGCCUUGUAUGACUAGGACGACCUAUUACCAGCACUUUGAAAAAGUUGUAACUGCUCUUGAGCAAGAAGCUAAAGAUGAAAUGAAACAAGCUGCACAAAACUUGAGGGAACAUAUUUUGAAGGAAAAUGGUUCAGAAGAUACAAGUUCUACUGUCGAUGUUGCAAAGUGCAGUUUGAAGAAAUUGAAGUGCACGACUGAUGAAGAAUUUGAGGAAUGGGAAAUUGAACAUGUGUUCUCUGGUGAAUGUGAUAUAAAUUUUGGUGGCAGUUCACCUGCAAUGGAGAUGGAAGGAGCAAAAGUUUUGUGGAGCAGGUCUCUGGAUCUGUAUAACAUUCGCUACAGAUGGAUGGUCUCAGAUGGAGACAGCAAGGCACAUAGCGCUGUGGAGGAAGUAUAUGAUGAAAUUAAGGUUGAGAAGCUUGAUUGUGUGGGGCACGUACAAAAACGAAUGGGAAAAAAUCUCCUAAACCUAAAAGCUACAACAAAAGGCAAACUUGCAGAUGGGAAGACAAUUGGAGGACGGGGCCGGUUAACAGAGGAGAAAAUAAAGAAAAUACAGCGGUAUUAUGGUUUAGCAAUAAGACAAAAUACUCUGUCAACACCAAAUCCAACGGAUCAAGAAGUUUCAGUUGCUGUAUAUGCCAUGAAGAAGAAUAUUAUAGCAAUUUUACAUCACUCUGUCCAAUCAAAUGAUCCUAAAAAACAACAUAGGUUUUGUCCUACUGGACAAAACUCAUGGUGCAAAUGGCAGCAAGAUCAAGCUUUAGGAACAUCGAUGUACAAUGGAGAUGAUUGCUUACCAGAAGUUUUAUUUGACCUGCUUAAACCAAUUUUUCUAACUCUAAGUGACAGUAAGCUAUUGGAAAGAUGUAGAGUAAUGCAACGACUUGCAAUUCCAGCUGGUGAGCUAACAAAGAGAUCUUUGCUUUUAAAAGACAAGAAACGGGUCAGAAAGUCUGACCACCAGACAUCCGAAAAAAACAAAAGACGUCGACAGGCUGAGCAGCUCCAAAAAACCCGAAAAGAAGAAGCUCUGCGAGAAGCAGAAGGGACAACAUACUGUUAA